This is a messenger RNA of Verticillium dahliae VdLs.17, 2382 nucleotides long. Its product is annotated as glycosyl hydrolase. Gene Ontology annotation, cellular component: nucleus; cytosol. Gene Ontology annotation, biological process: protein quality control for misfolded or incompletely synthesized proteins; protein deglycosylation; carbohydrate metabolic process. The coding region runs from base 1 to 2382 and encodes 793 amino acids. The record is from RefSeq and is a predicted model, not a curated record. The transcript is spliced from 4 exons. Gene Ontology annotation, molecular function: carbohydrate binding; peptide-N4-(N-acetyl-beta-glucosaminyl)asparagine amidase activity. NCBI's taxonomy places the organism in Eukaryota, Fungi, Ascomycota, Sordariomycetes, Glomerellales, Plectosphaerellaceae.
AUGGCGCUGCUCAUUGCGCCCACGAACCUCGGCCGCCCCGUCCGCCUGCUCGCAUUUGUACUGAUCGUCGCUGUCCUGGGUCUACUGACGUGGGGUCGCUAUGACCCGCGUAUCGGCUUGGGGGGGUUCACCCGCGUGCGUGCUGAUAUCCUUGGAUUCGUUGAUCCACUGAUCGGGACCCUCAACGGAGGAACCGGAGGUGCCCCCUCGCUGGGAAACUUCCCCCUGUUCGCUCACCCUUGGUGCCCAAACGACGACCCCAAGAGAUGCAAGUAUACGACGCUGGAACGGAAGACGCUGCGCGCGCCGAGCUCGGUCGAGGCACGCGUCGGCUUCUUCGCCUUGAACCUGACGACCGGCGUGCGCGCCGAGAUGACAGCGUCGGCGCACGCGACGCUCUUCCGCUUCACCUUUCCCGAGGGCGCCAAGCCCCUGAUUCUCCUCGACGUCGAGGACAUUGCGAGCAGCCGCAGCGACGGCGGCAUCAAGGUCGAUCGCUCGUCGGGCCGCAUGACGGGCUACGGCACCUUUGCCCCCUCCUUCGGCACGGGCACCUACAAGGCGUUUUUCUGCGCCGAUUUCGCCGGCUCCCACGUGCGCACCGCCGGUGUCUUCGCCGGCUCCGAAGCCACACCGGGCCUGCACCAGUGGGACGCGCUGCCGUGGGGGUCGGCCGGCGCCUGGUUGCUCUUUGACGAGACGGGGCCGGACGGCAUCUUUGCGCGCGUCGGCGUGUCCUUCGUGUCGUCGGCGCAGGCGUGCCACAACGCCGAGGAGGAGAUCCCCGAGGUCGAUCUCGACACGGUCGAAGCCGAGGCGCGCGCGGCGUGGGCCGACAAGCUGUCCUCCGUCUCGGUCGACGCCGUGGGCGUCAGCACCGAGCUGCAGACCGUCUUCUGGUCGGGCCUCUACCGGUCGAUGCUGUCGCCGCAAAACUACACGGGCGAGAACCCGCUGUGGCAGUCGUCCGAGCCGUACUUUGACUCGUUCUACUGCAUCUGGGACUCGUUCCGCGCGCAGCACCCGCUGCUGACCAUUGUCGAUCCCGUCGCCCAGGCCGAGAUGGUGAGGGCGCUGCUCGACAUCUACCGCCACGAGGGCAAGCUUCCGGACUGCCGCAUGUCCUUUUGCAAGGGGUUCACGCAGGGCGGCAGCAAUGCGGAUGUCGUCGUCGUCGAUGCCUUGGUGAAGGGCAUUACGGAUGGGAUCGACUGGGAGACGGCGUAUGAAGCCAUCGUCUCUGAUGCCGAGAUCUCGCCACCCUCGUUCAACGUUGAAGGCAGAGGCAACAUCGAGUCGUGGCAGCAGCUGCACUACAUCGCCUCGGACCACCGCGACGCCAACUCCACCGGCCCUCACUCGCGCACCGUCUCGCGAACAGUCGAGUACGCGUUCAACGACUUUUGCAUCGCCACCAUGGCCCGCUGGCUGGGCCACACGGGCGACUUUGCCAAGUACGCGCAGCGCAGCACGUACUGGCAGAACCUCUGGAACCCGGCACAGAUAGACCUGCCGCCGGCGCCGGCGGGCGACCUCAGCAGCGGCGCGUCCCCGAGCCAGGACCCCACGGCGGCGUCCACGUUCGUCGGCUUCCUCCAGCCGCGCCUCGCCAACGGGACGUUCCUCUACCAGAGCCCGCGCGUGUGCUCGCCGACGUCGGAGCCUCACCUCUGCUACUACGACACGAACGAGUCGACGUACGAGGGGUCGCCGUGGCUCUACACGUUCUACGCGCCGCACGACAUGGCGACGCUGGCGCGCCUCCUGGGCGGGCGGGCGGCGCUCGCGGCGCGGCUCGAGUACUACCACGGCAGCGGGCUCGCGUACCUGGGCAACGAGCAGGCGUUCCUGACGGUGUUCCAGUUCCACCACGCGGCGCGGCCGGGGCUCAGCGCCAAGUGGGCGCGGGCGUACGUGCCGGCGCAGUUCAACGGCACCAUGGCGGGGAUCCCGGGCAACGACGACGGCGCCAUGGGCGCGUUCGCGGCGUUUGUCAUGAUGGGCUUCUUCCCCGUCGCCGGCAUGGACGUGUACCUGCUCACGGCGCCCUUCUUCCGCGAGGUCAGGCUGCGGGCGAGGAGGCCGGGCCGCGAGGCUGUCAUUCGCAAGGUGGCGGCGCGGGGCGAGGAUCCCAUGGCCGAGGGCAUGAUGUAUGUGCAGAGCGUCAAGCUCAAUGGGCACACGUGGACGAAGAGCUGGAUCACGCACGACUUCUUUGCCCAGGGCGGCUUGCUCGAGGUCAAGGUCGGUAGGGGGGAGAGUGCAUGGGGAACAAACGAGGAAGACCUACCACCGAGCUGGGGGUUUGAGGAGUUCAAGGGAGGAGAGGGUCAGGCCCCGGAUGCCGAGCCAUCGCAUUCGGUGGGAGAGCACAUGGGUUGA